ACUCGUACUGGCAGUUGUUCAUUCAGGACAGUUUAAGGCAGUAACAAUUUGUAUGCAAUACUGCUAUUAACUGCAUAAAAGUUUACCAGUGUGUGCAAGGGACAGUGGUGAGCCUCACAUACUAAAGUAACCAGAAGUAGUGGGACGAUGUCUGUGCCAUUCUCGAACACCCACUUGCGGGUUCCCCGCGGGUUUGGAAGCAUUCUGGAACUUCUGGCUAAAGAGGUUCUGCGAGACCAGCCACAAGACAUCCCAACCUUCGCUGCCCUGUACUUCGAAGCUCUUCUCAAAGAAAGAGAAGAGAGUGGCAUGGACCCUGCAGAGUGGGCUGCCAAACUUGAAGACAGAUUCUACAACAACCAUUCAUUCAAGUCUUCAAGGGGCCUCAGUCCAACCAAAGUCCCAGCUGCUGCCUCCCUGAACAGUGUCAGCUCAGAGGAGAAGAUAGAGUUAUCUGAAGCCAAGAACAGUCCUGCUAUGGGUGGGGAGAGUUCCGAGCUGUCGGAGAGUGAAGGUUCAGACGAGAAGGAGGACGCCACAAACAAAGACCUCAUCCCCGCCAGUCCGGCUCUCUCCCAAGAUGGAGCAGGCCGAGGCCUCCCGGACACAGCCGACUUCUCUGACGAGGGUAGAGGGUGGACGGAGGAAGGAGAGGAGGAAUUAGCGGACACUGACCAAGGACGUGCCACUGACGGAGAUGGAGGCCAGUCUGAGCCUGAACCCUACGAGCCGGCCUCCUUUGGCAGGGCUGCAGAAGGGGACGAGGGCUCUGGAGGACUGAGGACGACGGAAGAGGGAGGAGAAGAACCCGAGUUAGGAUGGCAGGAGGCCAUGUCUGAGGAGGAGGAGGAGGAAGAGUGGGCGGAGCUUCACGGGCAGGCCUCGAUCCCUGGGCUGGCUGGGGUGGACGUCUGUGCUGAGGAGCUUGGAGAGGCAGCAGGACAACCUGCAGGAGCCGCUGGGGAGCGUGGCUUCAGUCAAGACCUGAAGGAUGAAGAAGAGAUCUUUGCGGCCCAUGACAGCUCAGAACCUUCCUCCCCUGAAGCCAGCCUACAGGAAGUGAUGCAUCACUCAGAGAAAGUGCUGGAGGAGGAACAAGGAGAAACCCAAACAGACUCACGGGAAACACUUGAAAGUGUGCCCACUGCUGUUGAUAUUCAUCAGCACCAACCUGAAGCUGCAGGCAAAGAUGCAAAGAGAUCGGCCCAGGCCAGUCCAGAGGAGGGCUCUGAGGUCUGUGACGAGAACCAGACCCUGGAGGAAGGUCUGGGGCAGGUCCAGGCUCCCGAGGAUGUCACUGAGGAGGACACCACUGGACCUCAUCAGCCGGCAGCACCAAACCAGGGUGACGGGCACGUCCAGAGCCAGGAUGAGGCGAUGGAGCCCAGCGCUGAGACAGAGCCUGCAGAGGAGCACCCUGUCCAGGCUGGGGCUGUAGAGACGGCCAGUCCUCACGAUGCUGCCCACUCAGGCAUCGAGAAAGACACGGACAAUGACAGGGAUCGCCGCGACGACGAGGGGAAGGGCGAUGGGAUGAAGGCGGAUGAGAGCGCGCAUCUUCAGUAUAGCAAUGAGACGGCGGGGAAGGAAGAGGGUGGGGCCGACGAGCACGACGAAGGGAGAUCAAAGAGUACCGGGGAGUUGGAAGCCCACCACACCCCCACAGCAGCAGCAGGGACAGAGAGGACACCGGAGGGAGACUGGGAAGAUACACCCAGGGGCGGGCAGGAUGUGGAGAGGAGGGGGACAGAUGUGUCCCAUCCUUUAGAUGUCUCAGAAAAGGAGGAGGAAACUACCGACGAAGCAGAAGGGGAGGUGGAGGAGGAGAAGGCGUGUGAGGAGGGGGACGAAAAGGAAAUGGGUGCACAGGAAACAACUGGAUUGGACCUGAGCGGGACUGAGGAUGAAGCAGGG
Molecule: messenger RNA, 1914 nt
Organism: Hypomesus transpacificus
Lineage: Eukaryota; Metazoa; Chordata; Actinopteri; Osmeriformes; Osmeridae
Product: sodium/potassium/calcium exchanger 1-like
Exons: 5
Molecular function (GO): calmodulin binding
Source: RefSeq, a predicted model, not a curated record